AAAAAAAGGGGGAGGAAAUAGUUUUCUUUCUUUCUCUUUAUCUUUUUAUUUUAUCAAAAAUAUGACUGUCACUGAUUCUACCAAAGUGCUUACCAUUGACAAUAUGAACCCACUAAUUAAAAAUGUGGAAUAUGCUGUGCGGGGUCGUUUGGCUAUUCGUGCUGAAGAAAUUCGCUCAGACAUUGAAAAGGGUAAACAAUAUCCUUUUGAUAAAGUCGUGAAUUGUAAUAUUGGUAAUCCACAACAACUUAACCAGACACCUGUCACAUUUUUCCGUCAGGUGGCAUCUCUUUGUGAUAAUCCAGAUUUACUAAAAAAAGAGAACCGUGGUCUUGUAUCACAAUUGUAUCCUUCAGAUGCUAUCGAAAGAGCUGAAUUUUUAUUGAAUGCCAUUGGCAGUGUAGGCGCUUAUUCUCAUUCUCAGGGCGUGCCUGCUAUCCGUCAAACAGUGGCUGACUUUAUUGCUGAACGUGAUGGUCAUACUGCUGACCCUAACCAUAUCUAUUUAACACAAGGUGCGUCUGCUGGUGUUCAGAGCUUACUGAGUAUGUUGACUGAAAAUACCAAUACGGGCAUCAUGAUUCCUAUUCCUCAAUACCCUCUUUAUUCCGCCACAUUAACACUGUACGGCGCUACACCUGUACAUUAUUAUCUGGACGAAGCUACUGGCUGGAGUUUAGAUGUGAGACAGUUGACUGGGAUUGUGGCAGAUGCACGCAAACAAGGCAUUGACGUAAGAGCUUUGGUCAUUAUCAAUCCAGGCAACCCUACAGGACAAUGCUUAAGUGAAGAAAAUAUGCAAGACAUUGUUACUUUCUGUUAUGAACAACGUUUGGUUUUAUUAGCGGAUGAAGUUUAUCAAACCAACAUUUAUGACCCACAAGAACGUCCGUUUGUCAGCUUCAAGAAGGCCCUGAUGGAACACCCCGAUGCUGAAAUAAGGGAAGGUUUAGAACUUGUGUCGUUUCAUUCGAUUUCAAAGGGCAUGGUGGGUGAAUGUGGUCGACGUGGCGGUUAUUUUGAAUGUGUGAACCUGGACCCUGACGUACUUGACCAACUCUACAAGAUGGCCUCUGUGUCGCUUUGUCCUAAUUUACAUGGUCAGAUUUUGGUGGACUUGAUGUGUAACCCGCCUCGUUUUGGAGACGCUUCGUAUGACUCAUACAAGUCUGAAAUUCGUGCUAUUUAUGAAUCCCUACGUCGACGAUCUAAAAAGCUGGAAAGUGUGUUUAAUCGCCUUGAAGGUGUCUCAUGUCAACCUGCUGAGGGUUCCAUGUACCUUUUCCCACAAGUGGUGUUACCCCAAAAAGCCAUAGAAGAAGCCAAAAAACAUCGUAUGGCACCCGAUGCUUAUUAUGCUCAUGCCAUGUUGGAAGCAACGGGUGUUUGUGUCGUACCAGGUUCAGGGUUUGGACAAGAACAUAAUACCUGGCAUUUUCGAUCUACCUUCUUACCUGAAGAGCAUUUGUUUGAUCAGUUUUGUUCUGAUAUUGAAGCGUUUCAUGUUCAGUUUAUGGAAGACCAUCAAGACUAAUUGUUUAUUUUCACUUGACGUUUAAAUAAAAAAAUAAAAUUAAAGCUCAUUCCCUUUAGAGAAAUACCCGUGUAUCUUGCUAAACAUUAAGUUUAGGGUGUUUCACAAGACUGACUAUAU
Molecule: messenger RNA, 1654 nt
Organism: Gilbertella persicaria
Lineage: Eukaryota; Fungi; Mucoromycota; Mucoromycetes; Mucorales; Choanephoraceae
Product: pyridoxal phosphate-dependent transferase
Exons: 3
Coding region: 62-1534 (490 amino acids)
Biological process (GO): biosynthetic process
Molecular function (GO): L-alanine:2-oxoglutarate transaminase activity; pyridoxal phosphate binding
Source: RefSeq, a predicted model, not a curated record